AUGGCUCAAACCACCACCAUGAUCUUCCUCGUAGCUACAUUGCUAAUGGCCGCUACCAUUGUUUCAGGACAGAAACCACCUACUCCGGUGGCUCCUAGUCCUACAGUAGACGAAGCAAUGAACUGCGCGGCGGGUUUGACGGUUUGUGUUCCCACGAUUACUGGGGGAGGAACUCCAUCGCAGGAAUGCUGCACCGCCAUAGACAUAGCGUUGAAAACGCAAAUAACUUGUCUUUGUGGCUUUAUCAAAAGCGCAACGUUAGUGGUCCCUUUCAAUGUCACUGCUUUCAGUGCUCUUCUCUCCCAGAAUUGUGGAAUCGACACCGAUCCCAACUUGUGUUCCCAAACUUCCGCUCAAGCACCGCCUUCUCCGACGACAACAGCACCAAUUCCGGGACCACCCAAAGCCGGGAAGAAUGCUGCAAGCAAACUCGCUGGAACUGGCUUGGUCGGAAUAGUCUUGACCACGAUGGCUACCAUGUUGUAUUAA
Messenger RNA from Arabis nemorensis, 489 nucleotides. Lineage: Eukaryota; Viridiplantae; Streptophyta; Magnoliopsida; Brassicales; Brassicaceae. The record is from the annotation of a GenBank genome assembly.